AGGAAUCAGACCUCAGUUAAUCAUAUGACUGCGAGUGCACGCAACCGGCCCUUCAUUGAGACCUCUCAACUGCUAAGUUCAAUAUUUAAAAAAAAAAUUUGAGGCAGAAAUUGCCUGUAUCCUGUGGAAAUCGAAGCAAAAUGGCCGACAUCAUGAUGUAUAAUGUGAUCAUAUUGGGAUUCGCAUUUAUGUUUGUCUUUACUGCUUUUCAGACGACUUCCGGAAUUGAGGAAACGGUGAUUGAGAGUGUCCAACACGACUCGUCCAACAGUACCCGGCAGGAGUUUGAAGGGAGUGGCUACUACAGUUUAGCCAUCAUCUACGGAGUGUUUGCAUUCUCCAACUGGCUAGCGCCCUCUGUAGUCAGUCUGAUCGGUCCGCGGGCGACCAUGUUCAUCAGUGGGGCUGUCUAUACUGGGUUUAUAGCCAUCUUCCUGAGUCUCAAAAUAUGGAGUUUGUACAUGAUGUCUGUGUUUCUAGGAAUAGCUGCAGCAUUGAUAUGGACGGCCCAGGGCAACUUUCUGACAAUCAACUCGACCAGUGAGACAAUGGGACGUAACAGUGGCAUAUUCUGGGCCAUGCUUCAGUGCAGUCUCCUCUUUGGAAACAUCUUCAUCUACUUCGAAAUUGGGAAAACCAGUGCCACGUACAUAACUGAAACAACACGAACGACCAUCUUCCUCGUCCUCACCUCUGUGUCUGGUAUCGGAGUGCUGAUAUUCCUGUUGCUUCGCAAAGUGCCACCGAGGGACGAAAGCUCCAUCCAGUCCACAGAGCAGAGCCCAGAUACCGAUGUCAGGUUGGGCCCAGUCCAGUCAUUAGUUCGGUCGUUCCAACUACUCAAGAUGAAAGCUAUGCUGCUGUUGAUGGUGUGUUUUUUUUACACAGGCCUUGAGUUGACGUACUUCAGUGGUGUCUAUGGAACCUGCGUUGGUAACACCCAUCUGUUUGGUAUUAAAUCCAAGAGUUACGUCGCCUUGUGUGGUAUCUUGAUUGGAUGUGGAGAAAUCCUAGGUGGAGCCAUCUUUGGCCUGAUGGGACGUCGUACCAACAAAUACGGCCGUGAUCCCAUCGUCCUGCUUGGCUUCAUCGUUCACAUCAUCGCCUUCUAUCUCUCCCUCGUCAACUUACCCUCCGGCUCACCCAUUAGUGACACCUUUAACCAAGAAGGCUACAUCCAACCCAAUCUGGCGCUUGCCUUAGUCACUGCUUUUCUGCUUGGCUUUGGAGAUGCCUGUUUCAACACCCAAGUCUAUUCCAUUCUGGGGUACCUCUUUCCAAACGACAGUGCCCCUGCCUUUGCACUGUUCAAAUUUACACAGUCUCUAUCAGCAGCCAUUGCCUUCUUCUAUGCCAAGCAUCUUCUCCUUCACUGGCAGCUGUUGAUUCUUGUCGUCUUUGCUGUGCUGGGUACGAUGUCCUUUGCCGUGGUGGAGUGGACUGCUAGCAGGAGAGUCAGGGAAGGAUAUGAGAAGAUUUAGCCAGGUUAGCUAAAUUGAGACCAAGUGUUCUGAAUUACAUCCCUUGUUACCUGCAACCAGACUUGUGAUUUGACGUGUGAUUGACUCACUGUCAAUUUUGUUACAUAAUUAUGUGGUAUAAAAAGCCAUUAAAAAUUGGUUCCAGUUCAUUCCUUAACCAGUUCGCGCCAGAGGCCGUGUAUACACGCAAAUGUUUUGCAGUAUUCAGAAAAGAUGACAGAUAAAGAUGCAGGGAGCGAGGCCAGAAAAAUCGGUCAGCGACCCGCUCACAACGAGCGAGGCCAGUAAUAUGGGCGUGCUACCUGAGGGUGAUGGCUACAACUCCCCUGGCUUCAGGUAGAGUGAAAAGUAUUCCCACGCAUCGUUCUGUUCUUGUCAAAAUAAUCCCGGUGUGAACUGGUUAAUUGACUGUAUCCAGAUAGAAAGGCCAUCAAUUGUUUUCAAAAAUAAAAGUUUCCUUUAAUUGUUGUAGGCUUGGAGCACCAGCAAAGUGAACUGGUGUGAUUCUGCAGCUGACGUAUUGAAAUAUUUUUUUCAUAUGAGAAUUUUGUUUUCUCAUUUACAUCAGCUCUAAUAAAGUGGGGCUAACAAAUGUUGAGAAAUGUCCAUUUGAUUAAACAUGGCUGGGGGUGGGGAAGGCCACUCUAGCAUUUUUGAGUAUACUUUUACUGCAGAAAGCAUAGUAGUUACACAGCGUCCAUGUGAUUUUUCAUAUGUACCAAGUUAAAAAUGUACUAGGUCAACUCAGAAUGAUUGUGUGUAAAUAUAGAUGCAUGCUGGAUUGCUGGUAUUAUUUUACCUUGCUUUUGGCCUUUAUACAAAGCCUUCUUAUAUGAUCUGAAUAUGUUGUAUGUUAUGUACAUUAAAAAUUGAAAUGAUUUCAAUGUUAAAAACAAAAACUCGCCUCCAAAAGGAUAGUACUCACAAACAAAAAGUAAUGGUGGUGGUGUGGAAUUGCGUGUGAUUAAUGAAGGACAGGUUAGGGUUCAGUAUUAAUUACAUCAAGCAGAGACUGAAAUAAAGAAAAAGAGAUCGUUAUAUCAGUAAUGUUUUCCUUAAAAUUGUUUAAUAAUGAACUUGUAACAAUGUACCUGCCACAAGCAAAACACAUUUAAACAGCAAGUGGACAAAUACUAAAAUCUGUUUUAAGUUUCAAUCAUAGGUGAUUAAAAAAGUGAUGUAAAACUUCAUGUGUUGAAAUUUGGGUUUGUUUUUAUAAAAUCACAUUGAAUUUAAAAAAAUAUAUACCAAAUGUAAUAAAAAUGUACCCCUUAUUAUCAAACGUGAUUGUGUACAAUACAAAACUACAGUGUUGUAUCUAUUUGAAUUACAUUUAUUUUUCACUUAAAAAUGUUGGCAAUUUAAAAAAGUGCCAUUUUUUUCUGUGAAGUGUAACUUUACUGCUACAAAUUUUAUCAGAAGCUUAUCGACGGUGAUGUAUUUUUCUAUUUUUGCCAAAGAAAAUUGAUGAAUAAAAGCUUUGCAAAAUCACAA
Patiria miniata (bat star) is the source of this 2975-nucleotide messenger RNA. Its product is annotated as UNC93-like protein MFSD11. The transcript has 10 exons. Bases 141 to 1481 code for a protein of 446 amino acids. NCBI's taxonomy places the organism in Eukaryota, Metazoa, Echinodermata, Asteroidea, Valvatida, Asterinidae. The record is from RefSeq and is a predicted model, not a curated record.